Trichomonas vaginalis G3 is the source of this 618-nucleotide messenger RNA. RefSeq names its product glycine-rich protein family. Lineage: Eukaryota; Parabasalia; Trichomonadida; Trichomonadidae. The transcript has a single exon. The record is from RefSeq and is a predicted model, not a curated record. The coding region runs from base 1 to 618 and encodes 205 amino acids.
AUGGUAGCAGCUGGUGGGGGCGGCCAUGAUGCUUUUAAAUUCGGUGGUUCUGGCGGUGGACUACAAGGUUUUGAUAGUGAUGGUAAAGGAGGAAAUCAAACCUCGGGAGGUGAUGGCCUUUAUCCAGGAAAUUUUGGAUUAGGAGGUGGAAACGGAGAAAGAACUUUACCCAAUGGUACUCCAGAUGGCAAUGCAGGCGGUGGCGGAGGUUAUUUUGGAGGUGGUACAAGUUUUGGCGAAUCAUAUGGUUCUGCAGGUUGUGGAAGUUCAUAUAUAAGUGGUUAUCCAGGUUGUAUUUCUGUCGCUGAAGAUUUCAAAAUCUUAAGUCCUAAAUUUUCCAGUCAAGCAGAUCCAUCAAUACAUUUCUCUGGAAUCAAGUUCGAAAACCCGAUAAUGAUUGAUGGGAAUAGUCUUAUGCCAGCUCCAUUUUUUGAUAAAGUAAUCACAAGAACGGGUAAUAUUGGAAAUGGCCACGUCAUCAUUUCAUCAGUUGAUUAUCAUAAUUAUCCUAAAAUUCAUACCAUUCCUUAUCGAGUUUUAUGCUCAAUUCCAUUGAAAAUUCCACCAUCUUUUGAUGGAACAUUCUUAUUUUCGCUGUUAAAUAUAUCUCAUGACUAA